Lottia gigantea (owl limpet) is the source of this 213-nucleotide messenger RNA. RefSeq lists its product as hypothetical. The annotation marks the transcript as partial. The transcript has a single exon. Lineage: Eukaryota; Metazoa; Mollusca; Gastropoda; Lottiidae. The record is from RefSeq and is a predicted model, not a curated record.
AAUAAUCAGUUAAACAAGACAACAAAUAAUUCAAUCUUAAAGGGAAAUAAUCAAUUAAACAAGACAACAAAUAAUUCAAUCUUAAAGGGAAAUAAUCAAUUAAAGAAGACAGCAAAUAAUCCAAUCUUACAGGGAAAUAAUCAGUUAAACAAGACAACAAAUAAUUCAAUCUUAAAGGGAAAUAAUCAAUUAAACAAGACUACAAAUAAUUCA